AUGUCUCUUCUGCGCGCGGCCUCGCGCCUUCCUCGGUCCUUGCGACACAGAACACCGAUCAUCCGCACCUACUCAAGCACUCAAAUACCUGCUGAACUGGAGUCAAUGCUUGCUAAACCAAGCUGGUCGGUCAGAGCAUUACUCCCCGAUGAAAAUUCUACGCCAUCUACUCUUUCAAUCACCCCGAAACAACUCCGCCAUCUCCUUCGUCUAUCAGCUCUACCACAACCCUCCAACGCGGAAGAAGAGCAGUCUAUGUUGCAGACACUAGAGUCACAAAUCCAUUUCGUGAAAGAAAUGCAGCAGGUUGAUACCACAGGUGUUGAGCCACUGCGCAGUAUCCGAGAUGAGACAGCCGCUGCUGUUAAGGAAACAACCAUUGGGCUUGACCAGCUUCGUGAUGCACUUACCAAGGAGAAUGUUAGUGGGCGACAGAGGAGGAUUCAGCGCACACAGGACAAGAAAAAUGAUCGUCCGGAUGGGGAGACUUGGGAUGGCAAUGUGCUUGGCUCUGCUUCCAAGACAAAAGGAAAAUAUUUUGUUGUUGAAACUGGCAGCAGCUAA
Penicillium malachiteum is the source of this 564-nucleotide messenger RNA. RefSeq names its product Asp-tRNA(Asn)/Glu-tRNA(Gln) amidotransferase subunit GatC. The transcript has a single exon. Gene Ontology annotation, molecular function: glutaminyl-tRNA synthase (glutamine-hydrolyzing) activity. NCBI's taxonomy places the organism in Eukaryota, Fungi, Ascomycota, Eurotiomycetes, Eurotiales, Aspergillaceae. The record is from RefSeq and is a predicted model, not a curated record. Gene Ontology annotation, biological process: glutaminyl-tRNAGln biosynthesis via transamidation; regulation of translational fidelity. The coding region runs from base 1 to 564 and encodes 187 amino acids.